This is a messenger RNA of Penicillium crustosum, 1191 nucleotides long. Its product is annotated as HNH endonuclease signature motif containing protein. The record is from RefSeq and is a predicted model, not a curated record. Lineage: Eukaryota; Fungi; Ascomycota; Eurotiomycetes; Eurotiales; Aspergillaceae. The transcript has 3 exons. Bases 1 to 1191 code for a protein of 396 amino acids.
AUGCCAGAAAACCGCCGUCAAGCUUUGCGUGGCCAUCAGGAGAGAUCGGUCAGCAAUUCAUCAAAACUCUCUCGCAUUUCACAGGACUCGCUGCAAUCAACCACAUCGGAUUUCCUUGACGCUAAGAUCGCUGCACUUGAAGAUGAGAAGGAGUACAUCAGUUGCAUAAAACAGGGCCUUGAUGAGGUUUCAUCUUCAGGGCUACUUAGCAGUCACACGUUCCAGACAGAGAUCGGUCCUAUCUUGACAAGAUUCCGAGCAAUAUCGCAGACUCUUGAUGUCCUCAAGCGCCAACGGACAUUGAUCGAGGAGGACUUGGAAGUGGAAGUUAAGCGUAGAAGGGUUACCGGGCCCUCAGACAAUGGACUUGUUGAGAGGGCAUACGUGGAUACGAUUAUCCCACGUGUCAUGGAUACGGCUGCGAGGACUCAGAAACACCCCUUCAACCAGAAAAAUUUCAAGAAGAAAGUAAAGGAAUACUACAACGUGCCGACCGACUUUGCGGAAAAAACAUCUUACUGUCACGUUCUCGGAUUUUACCUACCCGGCCCUUCAGUCAAGGCAGCUCAUCUAGUGCCUAAGUCCUUAAGCCAAGAAGAGGUCUCUCAUAUUCUCGGAGUUCAGGACGGUGUUCUUUCUGACCCAUCUAAUGCGUUGUUAUUAUACAAUCCCAUUGAAUCCUUACUCGACCAAGGAGUGAUUGCUGUCAUUCCAAUUCCUGGAGCGAUCACUGACCCAACCAAGUGGAAAUGUGUUGUGUUAGAUGAAUCGAAAAAUGACGACUUCGUUUACAAGAGAGAGACGGGGGAAAUAAUCAAAGUCAAGCACCUCGAUGGCCGCAUCUUGAGUUUCCUUUCUGAGAAUCGCCCUCGCCGAAGAUACGUCUAUUUCCGUUUCCUGAUCUCUUACCUCCAUGCUAAACAAACAAAUCUCGGUGACACAACUGAAAAGGUGGAGGCUCGAAGAUUCUGGCCGUCCGGUGGUGAAUAUUUGAACAAGUCCACCCUCAAGACCCUCGCUCGUUGUGUCUCGGGACGCGAGCUCCCUGAUGAGUUUGUUACGAAUAAUACUUUUGAGGAUUCAACCAAUGAGUCUCGUAAUCUACAGGCAGGUAUGAUCCUUGGAGCGGAUAUUCGAGAUACCAAUCCUGACGACCGUGAUGCAUUGAUUGAAAAUAUGAAGCGGCUCUGA